GCUGCUCACAGUUACCCAGUCCGAUGGCUGGCCGAGCGAGAUUGUAGCAACGCAAAGAUUUGGUUGCGGAUUUUACCAAACGCUUGGGAGAUCUAGGAGACCACUUGAAGAGUCGGGGCCGAUGGUAGACGCAGUAGGUGGUGGUAGUACGGUGCGAACACGCCUCGCGCGCACCUGAAGACAAUGACGCACACAACACCUCGAUUGCUAUGGCUUCUCUCAUGAAAAAGGUGCUGAAGGGUGUGACGUCACGGUGGGAAGAGGGAAGCGGCAAAUCUCAUGUAAUCUCGCCACCUCCACCCAUGUGUCCCCCCUCCCCUGACCUGAGUGGCCUGACCCCUGACGAGAUUGCUAUUCUCAAAGAUGUUUUCCGACGGCAAGAAGAGUUUGAGCGACAGGAACACGUGAGGGUCAGGCAAAUCUCGGAUGACGUCGAGAAGUACGAGAAGACAGUUCAGAGACAAGCGAGUACGAAGGGUCCGAUUAAGCAUGUGGAUAUACGCCUGUGCCGCCUGUGCUACAAGACCAAGUUCGCUGAUGGUAUCGGGCGCCUGUGCUCGGACUGCCACAAGCGGGUGUGCAACACGUGCGGCACCUUCUCCCGCUCCAGGUGGGACCGUAAGAAGAACAGGAACGUCCGAGGACGAUGGCGGUGCAACAUGUGCUUGUUGAGGAGGGAGGCACUUUGCCGAACCGGAAGUUGGUACCAUGGGGAAAGCUUUCAGGAAGGUACAAAUGAUGACGUGAUCGAGAAACUCAAAACUUCUGUUUCCAUGGAAAUGGAAUCCGAUAAUUGCGACAAGAAAGAUGUGUAUAACAGUGAUGGAGAGAAGAUUCCCUCAGGAAAUAGAACAGAUCCCGAAUUGUACCGCUCCGGUGACACACCCGCCCAACAGGUCCAGUCUUCCGUUAGGAAACACCGCCGAAGGAGUCUUCCUGUUAGUCACGUGAUAAGACCAGAUGAAGACGAGGACGACGAUGAAGCAGACGAGAAUGGUCACCAUUGGUUGCACGAGAGACGGAUGUUACGUCAGAAGCGCCAGUUACGCAGGUUACGGAGACGAAACAUGCCUGACAGCAAAACAUCUGACGACCUAAACGAAGCGUUGACAUCCGACGGGUCCCGAGAAAACGAUGAAAAUUCUUACGAGGCACUCUCGGAUCCUGAUAGAAGUGAUAGAGCUCCUAGUGUCCGUAUUCGCAAACGUAGAGCGUCUAGAAUUAGCCUCAAAGACCGAAGCAAGUCUCAAUCUGCUACAUCUGCUGUCGAUUAUUCCUCGGAAUCCACCAGUGAUAUGUCUUAUGCAACGAAAGAAAGCAGUGUUUCAGAUGGAGCUUGUUCACCAACGCUUAUUAGUAAGAUCAAGCGGCAGAACGCUGUGUACUGCAGCAGCUCCUCCAGUGUGCUCUCCGAUACUAAGCAUUCCGAUUCUCAGGGUGGUCCGACAAGUCCCCUCCCCGUCAGGAACGUCCGGGAUCCCAUAUCACGGAGCCCGGUCCACGGGGCCAAGGAAAAGCACGUCACUCCCAGCAGAUUGGAGCUGCUGAACCGGCGCGUCACGUUACAGAAGUGUGAGCUGAUCAGUCCAUGUGACGAUGCCAGGGUGCGUCGACUUGGCACUCUGAAGAUGCUCAAACCCCAUGAGGUGAUUCUACAUCGAGACAAGGGUGAUCGAAGCCACAGAACUGGUGGUCUGGGCAUGCGUGUUGUAGGAGGAAAGGACUGCGACAAUGGAACCCUGGGAGCCUUCGUUGUCAUGAUAACCAAAGGAGGCCCCGCUGAUAUGCAAGGUCGAAUACGAAUCGGUGAUCAAAUUAUCGAGUGGAAUGGUGUCUCACUUACGAACGUCACGUUUGAAGAAACACGUGACAUAGUCAACCAAUCAGGGAACGUCGUCCAGCUCAAAGUCAUCCACAGGCAUAUAAAGAAAAGGUUGUCUGAAGACUCUGAAACCCCUAGGGUUGCUAGAAUAGAAUCUGAAGACUGGGGGCAGUGUUGUAACCUGGUCCCCUUCCUCCCCCCUGAUAGUCUUCCCUCGCGACCGAGACGACGAAUGCUGCCCAAAACACCGAUCGAGAUGAAGAAGGAGACACGGCGCAUCACAGGUCGCAUCCUGACACGCAUCAACUACCUUCCUUCAACAGAACGGCUGGAGAUUUCCAUACUAAGAGCUGAACAGUUGUCACUUCCAGAGAGCUCUCAACAGAGAGUGCCGAACCCUUUGGUGCUGGUCCAUAUGCUUCCCCAGAGAAGGCUGAUGCCGUUUAAAGAGACGGACGCGAAACAGAAUACGAGAAACCCGGAAUGGGACAAAACGUUCUACUUCCACAACAUUUCAGAAGAUCAGCUGUUGCAAAAGGCUAUAGAGAUCACGGUGUGGAGCCAGGCCGAGAAGGAAGACAUGUUCCUUGGGGAGAUCCUCCUUGACCUCAGUGACGCUGAGCUGGAGUACGAGGCUCUGUGGUACAAUCUGGAGGACCAUGAUGAGAACAGCUCCCCACUCCCAGAGCGGAAGCGGCCGCUGGAGAUACCCGACACUGUCCUCACAACGGCAGAUUCUAGGAAUGGGAAUAGUCCGAAUGCUUCUCCAAAUUGUCCUCGCAGGUCUCUUCCGGUGACCCCUAACGACCACCAGAUUCCAAGGUCGCCUUUCAAACGAUCUCCUAGUGCAGACCGCAAGAGUCCGUGCUUGAGUCCACCAAGAUCACCAACGAACCAAAGUGACAGCAGCUUCCAGUCGGGGCACAGAAACAGCUUCACCAGCAAGGUGAAGAGAAAGAUGUCCUGUGCCGUGUCCAAGGUGUCUUCCUCGCUGUCUGUCUCAGAGAAGAGAGACUCUGUUCUGUCUGACGAUACUAGCCCCGGGGAGAUGGGACGCAGUAGAAGUUUCGGAGAUGAUUCUCGGGACCCCAGUCCAAACAGACCACGCAGUAGAAAGACAUCGUCUUCCAAAUCAGUCAAUCUCGACUUACUAGCACCGCCCCGUCCACUGAGUCGAACCAAUAGCCAAUCCAGCUUUUAUGAGAACGAAACGGAGACGGAUGACGAUCCAUACGGUGACCUCCCUCUGACGCCAGAUCGGCCAGCCUCCGAUGGGGAUGACAUUACAUCGUCACUAGGUCCGGGCCAGGUGCCCCCCAAACCAUCUGCUGAACAUCUUGUCUGUGGGGAUAUUGGCCUUGGCUUUGCAGUGUCGAAAGGUCAGCUUGAAGUCAAUGUCAUUAGUGCCCGAAACAUGGUAAAGACAGAAAAUCCCGUUCCAACUGACACCUACGUGAAGACGUACCUUGUAGAAGGGAAGAAGAUCAUUCAGAAGAAGAAGACCCAGAUUGUGAAAGGAGGGGGUGAUCUAGUCUUCAAGAAGCAGAUCAAGUACUCGGCAUGUAAUGUGCAUGGCAGACACAUGAAGGUAAACGUCUGGGAAAGAAUAAAGGGGUUUGACAAGAAGAAAUCGUGCCUAGGGGAGACCGUCGUCAGACUGGACAGCCUUGACCUCAGCAGACACACCACGGGCUGGUACAAAAUGUUCACUAUGAACGCCACCGACCUGGGCUCCAGUGAGUCUCUGUAUCACUGGUGAAGGCAUACUGGCCUUGACCUUACACUCAACUCUAGGCAGGAUAUAUAGGCAGGCCAGUAAAAUGAUAUCAACCAGGGCACCGUAUUGCUAGGACGCGGAGGAUCAAUUGGUGUUUCGAGGUUCAACAUUGUUCAAGAUGUCCAGGGCGUCCCUGCGUCAGUAGUGAAGAUUGUUGAUGGGCCAUCUGAGUUGGUAUAACAAUAGCAAGAUGUCUUCAAUGAAUGACACGAACCAAGAUUCCAGGACGUCCCUGUGUCAAUGAGGAAGAGUUUCUGCUUAACUACCCAAUUUGUUUAAACAAGAACAUGACGUCCUUCAGUGAAUGAUAGUUCCAUGACGUCAGUGAUCAAGAUUUGUUGCUGGCCAACCUGAUUUGGUGUCACAAAAGAUUAUCAGUAAAUAAAAUGUGUUGCUAGGAUACCUGACUUGGUAUAUGAGAAUAACUUGAUGUCCUCGAUCAGUUCCACCGAUCAGUUCCUAAGUUCUGCCCACUGGUGAGGCACCGUCUCAGAUCUAGGGUGAACACUAAAUCUCAACCCUGUAUGAACUACGCAGAUGUUGGUUCCUGAACAGUCACUGUACCUCUGAGGAAGACGUGUGGGAAGACGUGUUGAAAGACUGUUUUAUAUUAAAACGAUGGCUCACUCUCCGUACCAGUCAGUGCCGCAGCUUUAGGCUAGCUAUGCCGUUGACAAAAGUCGUAACUUAGCAAGAGAAUCUUCAUUAAUUACUUGUUUUAUUGUGUAUACUUGAACGAGAAACUAUGAGCCAAGGGAGGAAACGUCAUCAUCCCUAUGCCAAUCUCUGCACUCUUCAGUGUAGGAGUUUGCAUGCUUUGCCAUGGUUCACUACAAGACUGAAUCGUCAUGUUUUACGGUACCUCGAAAGAGUUUCAUAUGAGGUGUUAGAAUCAGUUAUUUUAUACUUUACUAUCUUGUGAAGUCGCAAGUUGACCAUCCGAUUCACCCAAUAGCGAUACACAAGUAUUAUCUACGUUUCCUAAAGCAAUCGACUAUCUUAACGCCCAUACAUUAUAAAAGACUUGCGAUAUCCCUGAGCUAAGAUCGCUUUGUGGAACGGAUCCCUUUGCAGGGCAGUCAAUGUAACGGUAUUGGAACAUGGGAACGUCCGAAAGGUGGAUCUUCAUCUGUGACCGGGAAAGUUUAGUAUGUCUAGUGCUGGGCAGUCUCUUAAACCAAGUCUUCAAUGUCAAGGAUUUAAGGGUAGUCUGAAGAGGAUUUAGUCCCAACAUUGUCGGCUUCGCUGAUUAACCGCGCCCGAACAUGCAUGUGGCUCGUUUGCCAUGUGUAAAAGUGUUUUGGCCAUGUAAAAUGCCUUUUUCCAUAUGGUGCACAUGUAUACAAAGAACAUUAAGGAGUUCUUUUAGGAAGAACGUUAAUGGUAAAUCGGUGACAAGGCAUCUAAAUCCCGGUGAAAUAAAACAGCCUCCGUUUUUCCACAGAUUUGGGAACCUAUUUAUAAGGAAUAUCAAUGCCAAAGAAGCUGACCAGAGUCAGCCUUUAUGGUGUUAUAAGAAGUGUGUAUUAUACUUGAGUGUUUUGACGUCAUCCCUCAAGUAGGAUAUGACCGCAGGACGUUUUCGUAUGAAAUAUGCCCACGGAUCAGAGCAAAGACACCACAUCUGUCUUCCUUGGAUGUCCAACAAGUUAAUCAAAGAAAGAUGUGAGACUCAGGAACCUGGAUUGAAAGCAAUCUGUCGAUGUCAUUUACUUACUCUUGUUGGCCAUCCGUGGCAUUAUAUCCCGUUACUUGCUUGUCAUCGCAGAUUGAUAAUGCACACAUGUCAAGCCAAGGCUUUGCAACGUCUUUUACCAACAUAGUACACUUGCUGUAUACAACACAGAUGGACAAUGCACACAAAGACAUUAUCGGAACGGGUGUGUAUUUUUCUAGUUAGAAGGGAUAGUAGGUGGUAAAGCAUUCAUGUCAAGGACAAUAUAAGCUAAACGACUGUGUUACCAACAGCACAAAUUAGAAGCCACGCAGAUGGACAAAGCACCAACGGCUGUGCAUUAUCAACAUUUCAUAUUGUACUUAAAAUAGAUAGAAAUACACCCGUGUCAAAGACAACUGAAGCUUCACGACUGUGUAUUGCCAACAUAACGCAGAAUGACGGACAUAAAAGACGAUGCACACAAGGACGAAGGCUAAGCGGCUCUGGAUAUACUAGUACUUUUGACCUGCAGUGAUGGUUCAAGUUCUAGGUCCCAUAGCCCAGUGGUUCUAUUUCAGUAUUAUCAAUAAAGCACCGUAAUACUACUUGACAUUGCAGAUGCUCAGUUCACCAAGUUGGAACCUCCAAUCUUGCCUCUGUCAGCAGUGAUUCUGCCGUACCAAAUACUACAUGGUGCCAAUGUGUCAAUCUUCCAGUAUUAUCAAUGUUGCACCGAAAUACCACUGACAUUGCAUAGGGUACAUGUACCACGUUAAAGACUUUUAAGGGAUCAAAAUCUGGCCUAAUUCUGUGAUUCUGCCGAACCAACUACAAUAGGCCAAUGGUGCCAGUUUCAGGGCUCAGAUCUUGCCUUAGCUUCAGUAAUUCUGCCGUACCGAGUAUUUCAUGUAAUCGCUGCCAGUGUGGUCUAUCUUCCAGUAUUAACAUUACAUUUUGGCGCUACUACGGAAAACCUCAAAUGAACAUGGCUGAAUCGGCAACGUCUCACCACAACAUAACGUCUUGUACAACCCAUCCCAUCUGCACGUCUUGCCAAGGACCACUACUAGCGUGGUCAUCAAGAACUAUGAAACGCACUGGACACAAAUUGGCCAGCUUUGUUGCCGAUGGACAAUCCACUACUCCCACUGCAAGAGACCCACAAGUUGCUACAGGUUAUGGCACAAAAUGCAUAUGCAAUUGCAAGUCUGUCGUGACGCCAGUUCAACGGUCACCUUCGGCUCGGUGGACAAGAACAAAUGAAUGUUUCAGACGUGUGGAAAUGGCUGAUUACACAAUAGUUGCACAUAAUCCGUCUUAUCCUGGAAACCAAGGACACAAGCAGAUCGCAGAUCGGUCAAUAUCCUUUAUGCCAUCUUCUCAGUUUAGCAAGUCGUUAUUCCUGAUGUAUACUUCUUUCAAAUGAGGACUCUAGAAGACUGAUUGAGUCAAAGUAAGCAUUUCUUUGACAAGCAUUUCCGAAAUUGUGUGUUCGUAUAAAAAACGUAUUGUGUAUUAAUUACUAAAUUAAACGCAAUAUAUAUUUUAAUUCAUCCUUUGCAUCACCAUUUUCACCAAUCACCAUGCCAACCUCACUUGGCAAUUUUUGUUUUUUUUAUUAAGAACUCUCUAAGCAAACUUUUUUCAACAGUGUUUGGGUAGGUUUCAACUGGUCACGCACAAAUCCCGUUUCGGUAAUCGCAAUUUUGACAGCUGCGUCAUGUUUCCGACUUUAGAAAUCUAGGCGUUUGAACAUUUGAUUUUACUUGGCUGCUAUUUGAACUGGCUGCUAUUGUAAUGAUAUUGCCACUAGGCACGAGCUAUGUGAUAUUUUGUGAUCCGUGUGAGCCAUUAAAAGCGAGCGAUUUUAAAUGUCACCUUUAAUCAUGUUGCAAACUGCCUGUUACGACUCAAACCCUGGGGAAAUUGAUAGUUAACUAACUGCCACAUGAUCCGAAUCUAUUAGGAUGGAAACCAAUCAUCCCUAUUGGCGUCUGGAGUGUCAGAUAUUGCCGCUCGGUUCGCAUUUAUAAUGAAGCUAUUUUCUACGAAUCACAUUUGAUAGUAUCAUGUUUUUAAAUGCAGCCCCAUACGAAGAAAUAGAUGACAAAUCAAAGACCAAUCAAUCAAACACUUUGAUUUUUUUACUUUCAUUUAUCAUUGUUACGUUGCAAGGUACAUACUUAGAUUUUGAACAUGUGAGCUAUGCUGUGGGUUAUUUCAAAGGGAAAUCGUGUUUUGGUUGCAUCCUAGGGUAAACUUGUUCCGCAUGCAUUUUAUACUGAUGGAAUUAAAUAAGGGAACGUGUGUAAAAGGGAACAUUUGAUCAUCUCCCCGAGGCAAGCGUGUCCACUCGCCAUUAUCAAAGCCGAGUUUCUACCCUUGCCACAUCAAGGCCACUUUUCUUAGCUCGACCCUGGCGCCACCACGCGUAUAUCACGAGUUAUGCCCCUUGUAAUGAAAACGCGAUAUCCAAUCAGUCACUGUCCUUAUCAUGUAUGGCUUCACAACGAUGGCAACUACGACGAAUCAUUC
Haliotis rufescens (red abalone) is the source of this 7791-nucleotide messenger RNA. Its product is annotated as regulating synaptic membrane exocytosis protein 1-like. The record is from RefSeq and is a predicted model, not a curated record. Gene Ontology annotation, cellular component: cytoskeleton of presynaptic active zone; presynaptic membrane. Bases 210 to 3581 code for a protein of 1123 amino acids. NCBI's taxonomy places the organism in Eukaryota, Metazoa, Mollusca, Gastropoda, Lepetellida, Haliotidae. Gene Ontology annotation, molecular function: small GTPase binding; transmembrane transporter binding. Gene Ontology annotation, biological process: intracellular protein transport; calcium ion-regulated exocytosis of neurotransmitter; positive regulation of synaptic transmission. The transcript has 22 exons.